Cylas formicarius (sweet potato weevil) is the source of this 4370-nucleotide messenger RNA. Its product is annotated as gem-associated protein 5-like. NCBI's taxonomy places the organism in Eukaryota, Metazoa, Arthropoda, Insecta, Coleoptera, Brentidae. Gene Ontology annotation, molecular function: protein binding. Bases 545 to 4180 code for a protein of 1211 amino acids. The transcript is spliced from 13 exons. The record is from RefSeq and is a predicted model, not a curated record.
CUCCCGUUUCCUUUUUCAUAUAUUUUUUUUAUUACGAAGUUCAUUAUCACUGUUUCACGUUAUUUGUUAUUUUUGAAACAGCUUUGAACGAGCGAAAAGAAAAAAGGUCAUACGUCCCAACGCGAUUUCUUCAAGAAUGGGCAGGUGCAAAAAAAAUCAAAUGACAUAUCUAUUAUCUAUAAUUUACGUGGUUUUCAUAUUUCCUGAUUUAUAUGAUCUGCAAGCUGUAUGGUCUGCGUUAAAGAAGCACGUUAUGGGCAGCUGACUCGCGGCAUAUUGGCGAUCUUUUUUAGUUUGUGGUCUGUGGUCCGAGUUUUAAGCUAACCUUCGAUAAUUUGGUUGGUCACUUUUUUUGCCGGUUUUUUUAAUACAAAUUCUCGUAUAUUACAAACUCUUUUGGCUUGAUUUUGUCGGUAUAUUCAUAUCCUUAAUCAUCUGGUAAGUAGGUUAAAGCGGCUAAUUUUAAGUUUUAUUUUAAGAAGACUCAUAUUUUUUAACCUAGUUGGGGGUUAAAUCGUUAUUUCCUUAUUUCGCUUAUUUAAAAAUGAACAAGUUGGUAAUACCCCCGUCACCAAAUUGGUACGAGAGUGGAAUUGGGGCCUGUGCUCCAGAUAAUACCUUGGUAUACGGAGCGCGAGGGGACAUAGUGGUCAUACAGCCAACUUUUCUGGGGGAACCGGACAAUGUCAGUAUUAUAGGAAAAGCACAUUCUCAGAGAGUUAUAUCUGUUUCCUUGAAUAAAAAUUGGGGAAAGCCUAAUAAACUAGCGGCUACUGUAGCCGAAGAUAAAAUUGUGAAGGUUUGGAAUCUUUGGACUUUGGAAAAGAAAAUUUCACAUGACAAGCAUCUUAAUCAAGAAAAAGUUGCUGGGGUAGCAUUUGCUGCAGAUGACAGAGUGAUAAGUGUUUCAGAGAAUGGAGUUGUGGUUGUAUGGAAUGUGGUGUUGAACCAAACUCGUGAGUUGAGCAAUUUGUUUGAUUCCAAAGUUGUAAUUACAUGUUUAUCAACAUGUCCCCAUGCCAGUUGGCUUACAGCUUUUGGACUUAAAAGUGGGCUUAUUGUCAUCACAGAUUUAAGAGGAAGUGGUAAAAUCCUGUACAAAUUACGUGGUCAUGACAAGCCUGUUGUGUCACUCUCUUGGUGUCCUGUUCCAUUCAAUAUAUUUCCUAUUAGACCUCAAAAUGAGGUAGGUGGUAAAGACGUUAAAGGCAAAGAACGAAUAGCACCAAAUUCAGAAAGACAUGUUGAGCCUUCAGCCACAAAAACCCAUGAAAUUCCAGGUGACACAGUCAAUAUUCCAAGCCCAAACUUGAAUGUGGGUGAGGAAGUCGAACCCCCACAAUUAAAUUCUUUUCAAAAUGAAGACUUUAAAGAGUCUUUGCCCAAUGGAGCAAAAUCUGAAUGUGUAAAGGAAGAAGUUUCAACACCAACUGAUCGUAACAUAGUGGACAUGGAUUUAGAUUUGACUUUAAAUCUCAAAGAAGGAAGUAUAUCACCAGCUACAGUUGGUCAGAGGAAAGAGAAUCUAGAUUUGGUUGCUCCCAAUUUAGAUGCGGUUGUAGAAAAUAUUGCAAAAGAUAAAGAUAGUCUCUUACACUUGGAGGAAACAGGCGAACCAAUUGUAAGCACUGAAGAGGCUCGAAGGGAGUUUCUUUUAGCAUCUUCUGCAAGAGAGGGUAAUAUCUACAUUUGGCGAGCUGGCACUGAUGGGCGGCUCCAAGCUUUUAUCAAUCUUACCCAGAGUAAAGCUCAAUCUAGAAAGACACGCUCAUACGACAAAAUGUUUAUCACUUUGUGCUGGGUUUCACCCAAUGCCCUGCUAUCUUCUUCCAAAUCCGGUGAGCUCUUCCAAUGGACUUUGCCAAAACCACAGGAAGUGUCAAAACAGUCUCGUUUAAUCCAUCGCGACCAUCACGGGCUUAUAUUUAACAUAUCCGCACCCAUUAAACCAUUAAAGGAAAGCGAAGCAUCAGACGAAUACAACGUCUGGUCAUUGGGUCAAGACCGUUUGGUCCUCAACACAGAUCUGCAGAAGGAGAGGAAAAAUCUGAACUGUUAUCCUACACUAGGUGCCAGCAUUACCUGUUUUGCCCAAUCUCCGCUGGAUCCAAACAGAUUGGCUGUGGGCACCAAUGACGGUCACAUUAAAGUAUGGGACCUCAGCGUGGAGCACACUAAACGUAUAGUGUUCUCCAGCUUCUAUCAAAAAAUCCAAAGCAAAGUGACAACUUUGGCAUGGCAUCCAGUGCAGGAACGGUUACUGGCUUAUGGCACGGCGGAGGGACGUGUUGGCAUAGUGGAUGCAGUAUCGGAAUCAAAACUUCCGAAACUGUUUCCCGAUUUUUUUCAAUCGCAGAUAUAUAGAGUAGACUGGGGUCCUAUGGGGGGCAAGAAUUCGCACAUAGGUUUAUAUGUGGUGGCUCAGGGAAAAUUGGUCAUUUUCGAUAUUAAAGCUUUCGAUAAAGAUCCGACUGUAGUGGACGUCCCCGAUAACACUUUCGUUUAUACCAUGUCCUGGAAACCCGACUACACUGUUAUGACUUUGACAACUAAAUCGGGCGCAUUGAUGAUAUACGGGGCUGAUUUGCAACUAAAUCGCACCUUGUACUUACACCAAAAGUUACAGUCUAUAGUUUGGCAUCCCGCAGCUGCCACUUCCACCUCCCGGUACUCCAAGGUUUUUGCCACCACCGAAAAAUUUUCAGAGUGCGUCGUAUAUGACCUGAGCAUUCAAAGUGAUGACAGCGACCGAAUGGUAAUGGCGAAGUUUGAAAAUCGGGGUUGUGUAGUGAAUUGUGUAGCAUGGAAUCCACACUGUGAGACUCAGCUCGUCAUGGCGGGAGACGAUGGUGUUUGUCAGAUUUGCGAUGUCGAACAGGACACCGUUUUGCUCACCUACACGGACCCAAAUUUUGAUGGCGUAACAACAGUGAUAUGGAGUCCUUUGGACAGUGAUUUUAUUGUUGCGGGUUCAGUUGCCCAGAAAUUGAUCAUUUUCAAGGUUUCCGAGCAACAUUUUGUUCCCAAUUCUGAAAUAACAUCUUUGAGAAACAAAAGACUGGCUGCUCUGACUAAAGAGGCGACCGAUUUACUACCCAAAAUUAAACAGACAGAAAACGAAAUGAACCAGAAAUCAUCGAAAAAUAGCUCUAAAAGUCAGAUUCUGCCGGUUUUUUAUACGCCAAAGGAAACAACUCAGGCUUCUGACUUGAGGCAGUUGCUGUCGCAGAAAUCUUCGGGAGAGCCCAGCGCGCUCCAGCUAUUCGGAAGUCGCGAGGAUAUGUUAAAAAUCGUGGACGCCAAUAUAAAAACUUUAAACUCCCGUGGAAAAUACCAAUCGAGCAACACGUUGUCCCUUUGGAAAGGGGACAUCAAUUGUGCUAUUAAAGACGCGAUCAAGGAGAAAAGGGUAACCCCAUGGAUAUUAUCGUUGUGCCCCAUGGUUUCCCCAAAGUUGUGGCAAGAGGGUUGCGAUACGUACGCCAAUCAGUUAAUGGAAGAACCCAACGCCGACCCGUUAGAGAUUGUGACUUACCUUUUGGCAUGUCAUAAACUCGAACAGGCAGUCGAGGUCCUCUGCGAUAGAGGUCUGUUACGCGAGGCUUACGUCUUGGUUAAAUCUAGGUUGCCGGAUGACGACCCUAUGGUUAAAACAACCCUUGAAAAAUGGGCCAAGGGAUUGACUUUCAAUGGCAGUUUCGAAAUGGCCGCAGAAUGUUACAUUGCUCUGGGUAAAUACGAGGAAGCGGCUUCGGUAUUGUUUAGGAGAUCCAAUGCCGACCUGCUCGAGGUAGCGGUCGACAUUGCGCGGAAAUCAGGCAACGAGGAGCUUCUCAAGGCGGUCCUAUUCCGGUUCAACGCGUUCAGGAAUGCCAGUCCCAGUUGCGAUGGCGAGUCACACCAAGAGAAACGGGAUGUAUCGGAAGAAGAAUCGAUCGAAAACGGACACAAUGGGUCAGAUUCUUUAGUGAAAGUCGAGAGCGAUGCAGUGCAGAUGUCGAACGAACCCAAUGCCACAUCAGGUAGCUUAUCGGGAAACGGCGACACUAAGUUCGUGGAAGAAAAUAGCGUCGGAUCGAGUUCGGGUAAUGCGGCGCCAGACCCGAGCGGCGAACCUGAAUUGGAAGCGUGUCUCUUAGAAAACCCAGUUGAAAGGGAGUCGGUAAAUCCAGCAUCAUAAAGUUUCUGGAUCGUCACUAGCGAACAAGAUUUUUUUUGUUUUUGUUUGGUAUUAUGUUAGAUUAAACGAAGCGAGAUUAUUUUUUUGUUGAUUUGUGUUCAGUAAGAGUCGCUCACUCUUUUGUUUUUUUUUAUGGAAAAGUUGAAAGUUUUUUUGUUGGGAGUGCCAUUUGUUAAGUUUUUAGGAACAG